AUGGGCGAAAAGAAGAUUGCUGGAGUGCUGGGGGCCACCGGCUCCGUCGGCCAGAGAUUCAUCCUGCUGCUAGCGGAGCAUCCGGACUUCGAGCUGCGUGUGCUCGGGGCGUCGCCCAGAUCGGCCGGCAAGAAGUACGUGGACGCGGUCAGCUGGAAGCAGACCGAGCUGCUUCCCGAGUUUGCGAAGCAGAUUGUAGUGUGCGAGUGCAGAGCUGAGCUGUUCCAGCAGUGCGACGUGGUUUUCUCGGGUCUCGACGCGGACUACGCGGGCGCGAUCGAAAAACAGUUCGUCGAGGCUGGGCUCGCGGUCGUGUCGAACGCCAAGAACCACAGACGGGACGCUGACGUGCCGCUGGUGGUGCCGAUCGUGAAUCCCGAGCAUCUCGACAUGGUUGCUUCCAAGAAGCGUGGGUUCAUCGUGUGUAUCUCGAACUGUAGCACCGCGGGUCUGGUCGCGCCGUUGAAGCCGCUUGUCGAAAAAUUCGGGCCGAUCGAAGCGUUGACUACAACGACGCUGCAGGCGAUCUCGGGCGCAGGGUUCUCGCCAGGCGUGCCCGGCAUCGACAUCCUCGACAACAUCAUCCCGUACAUCGGCGGCGAGGAGGAAAAGAUCGAGUGGGAGACCAAGAAGAUCCUCGGCACGCUGUCCGCGGACCGCUCCACGGUCGAGUUGAUCCCCUCCGAGCAGAUGAAGGUGUCCGCUCAGUGCAACCGUGUCGCGGUCUCCGACGGACACACCGAGUGUAUCUCUCUCAAGUUCAAGAACAGACCUGCUCCGUCGGUGGAGCAGGUGAAAAAAUGUCUGGCAGAGUACGUCUGCGACGCGUACAAGCUCGGGUGCCACUCGGCGCCCAAGCAGACCAUCCACGUCCUCGAGGCAAACGACAGGCCGCAGCCAAGACUGGAUAGAAACAGAGACGCCGGCUACGGCGUCUCUGUCGGCAGAAUCAGAGAGGAUCCCGUUCUUGAUUUCAAGAUGGUCGUGCUGUCGCACAACACCGUCAUCGGCGCUGCUGGCGCCGGUAUCUUGAUCGCGGAGAUCCUGUUGGCCAAGAAGUUGAUUUAA
Messenger RNA from Torulaspora globosa, 1068 nucleotides. RefSeq names its product aspartate-semialdehyde dehydrogenase (gene HOM2). The coding region runs from base 1 to 1068 and encodes 355 amino acids. The transcript has a single exon. The record is from RefSeq and is a predicted model, not a curated record. Gene Ontology annotation, molecular function: NAD binding; aspartate-semialdehyde dehydrogenase (NADP+) activity; protein dimerization activity. Lineage: Eukaryota; Fungi; Ascomycota; Saccharomycetes; Saccharomycetales; Saccharomycetaceae. Gene Ontology annotation, biological process: L-threonine biosynthetic process.